AUGAAAUCACAAGAACUCUCACUUUAUUGCUUAAGAAAACUAGCUCAAAAACUUAAGCUUCUCACAAUCACAAAUCUCUCUCAAAUCUCAUCUUUCUCUCGACAUCUUUAUAUAUUGAUGAUCAGGAUUGCUUCUCUCUCAAGCUUCUUUGAAGUUUAUCCCAACAGGAACGGUCUCAUUCUCAAUUGCCUCUCAGCACUCGGUGCACAUUUUGCGCCACCAGAUUCGGCAACAGUUGCGCCUGUUCCAACACCAGUUCCAACGCCAGUUGCACCGGUUCCUGCGCCAGUUCCUGCAAAGAAACUAGAAGCAAAAGGUGGAGAUCAUGGUGCUGCUUGGGAUGAUGGUUUCUAUGAAGAUGUGAGGAAGAUUUAUGUAGGACAAGGUGACUCUGGUGUUUCCUUUAUCAAAUUUGUGUACGACGGUGGCAAGAAGCUUGUAGCUGGAGAUGGACAUGGGAAGAUGUCACUUUUUGAGCUUGAUUUUCCAAAUGAAUACAUCGUAUUGGUGGAGGGGUGUUACGAUAAGGUCUUUGGAAUCGAAGCUGAAGUUGUGACGAUGGUUAAGUUCAAAACAAACAAACGUACAUCUCCACCGUUUGGGAUGGAUGGAGGCACAACGUUUGUGUUUGAGAUGAAGGAUCAUAAAAUUGUUGGGUUCCAUGGAAAAGCUGGAGAUUAUGUUCAUCAAGUUGGUGUCCAUGUCUCGCCAGUCUCCAAGUCAUAA
Brassica napus (rape) is the source of this 726-nucleotide messenger RNA. RefSeq names its product jacalin-related lectin 36-like. The record is from RefSeq and is a predicted model, not a curated record. The transcript has 3 exons. Lineage: Eukaryota; Viridiplantae; Streptophyta; Magnoliopsida; Brassicales; Brassicaceae. Bases 1 to 726 code for a protein of 241 amino acids. Gene Ontology annotation, molecular function: carbohydrate binding.